Molecule: messenger RNA, 435 nt
Organism: Rhodamnia argentea
Lineage: Eukaryota; Viridiplantae; Streptophyta; Magnoliopsida; Myrtales; Myrtaceae
Product: zinc finger A20 and AN1 domain-containing stress-associated protein 11-like
Exons: 3
Coding region: 1-435 (144 amino acids)
Biological process (GO): protein ubiquitination
Molecular function (GO): ubiquitin-protein transferase activity
Source: RefSeq, a predicted model, not a curated record
AUGGGGCAGACUGACCCUCCGUCGGUGCGGCUGACCGCCACCGAAUUCAGCCGCCGUCCGCCGACCAUCCGCUGGCGCCGCCCGGUCGCCGCUAUACUCCUCCGUCCCUUCGCCGGUCGCCGCCGUGCUCCUGCUGCCAGUCGCCGUGUGUCGCCGUACCCCAUCACCCGCCGCCGCCGAUCGCUGUCGCACUCCACCGCCGAUAUCUCCUCCGCCCCCACCACUUCCUCCUCCUCCUCCUCCUCCUCCGCCGCCGGCACCUUGGAUGUCAAGUUCUCCGUGGAGAAGGUUCACAGAGAACUCUUCUGCUCGGAGCACCGGUACUUCGAUCGGCACGACUGCAACUACGACUACAAGGCGGCCGGCCGUGAGGCGAUCGCGAGGGAGAAUCCGGUGGUGAAAGCCGCGAAGAUCGUUCAGAGUCUGAUGAUCUGA